Molecule: messenger RNA, 6711 nt
Organism: Dama dama (fallow deer)
Lineage: Eukaryota; Metazoa; Chordata; Mammalia; Artiodactyla; Cervidae
Gene: CASTOR2
Product: cytosolic arginine sensor for mTORC1 subunit 2
Exons: 9
Coding region: 44-1033 (329 amino acids)
Biological process (GO): negative regulation of TORC1 signaling; cellular response to L-arginine
Cellular component (GO): cytosol
Source: RefSeq, a predicted model, not a curated record
GCUCGCCCCCCGCGGAUGAGCCGCCGCGGAGCGCGGGCGGACGAUGGAACUCCACAUCCUGGAGCACCGGCUGCAAGUUGCCAGCGUCGCCAAGGAGAGUAUCCCGCUCUUUACCUACGGCCUGAUCAAACUUGCCUUCCUGUCCUCCAAGACCAGGUGCAAGUUCUUCAGUCUGACCGAGACCCCGGAGGAUUACACCAUCAUUGUCGAUGAGGAGGGCUUCCUGGAACUGCCCUCUUCGGAACACCUGAGCGUGGCUGAUGCCACCUGGCUGGCCCUCAAUGUGGUGUCUGGCGGCGGCAGCUUCUCCAGCUCCCAGCCCAUCGGUGUGACCAAGAUCGCCAAGUCGGUCAUCGCCCCGCUGGCCGAUCAGAACAUCUCGGUGUUCAUGCUGUCCACCUACCAGACGGACUUCAUCCUGGUGCGUGAGCGGGACCUGCCCUUUGUCACCCACACCUUGUCAUCAGAGUUCACCAUCCUGCGGGUCGUCAAUGGCGAGACAGUGGCAGCUGAGAACCUCGGCAUCACCAACGGCUUUGUGAAGCCCAAGAUGGUCCAGAGGCCCGUCAUCCACCCCCUGUCCAGCCCGAGCAACAGGUUCUGUGUCACCAGCCUGGACCCCGACACGCUGCCCACCGUUGCCACACUCCUCAUGGACGUCAUGUUUUACUCCAACGGAGUGAAGGACCCACUGGUGUCCGGCGAUGACUGCGACCACAUCCGCUUCUUCUCCUUCUCCCUCAUCGAGGGUUACAUCUCCCUGGUGAUGGAUGUGCAGACCCAACAGAGGUUUCCUAGUAAUUUGUUGUUCACGAGCGCAUCUGGGGAGCUCUGGAAGAUGGUGCGGAUUGGAGGACAGCCCCUGGGAUUUGAUGAGUGCGGCAUCGUGGCCCAGAUCUCCGAGCCCUUGGCCGCCGCAGACAUCCCCGCCUACUACAUUAGCACCUUCAAGUUCGACCACGCACUGGUACCGGAAGAAAACAUCAACGGCGUCAUCAGCGCCCUGAAAGUCAGCCAAGCAGAGAAGCACUAAAAGGGCCCCUUCCGCUCCUCCCCAUCCGCCCCCCCAGGCCUGGACCCCGCCCCACCCUGAAGACUCUUCUUGCAGUAUUUCUCAACAGACUGGAAAACCGGCCCUGGGGCCCCCAGAGGCGGGGUCUCUAGGAGACGCCCCCUGAUGGCUGACCCCGCCAGGCCUGGGACCCAAGCCAAGACCUCCCCAUGCCCUUCUCCUGCCUUCCUGGAGCCCCCAGACCCUCCAGAGAGCACGCCCUCUCCUCCUCCCCCACCCUCACUCCAGAAAAUGAUGUCCAGGGCCAAGGGAGCUUCUCCGCUGACCCACCUUCUCGUCCAGCCUCACCCAUGGCCAAGGGCAAACGCCGAAGGAAGCUGGUGCCUCUGGGACACUGGGGUACCAAUUCUCGCGUCAUCUUGGGGGGCUGGCUGAGCAGGGCCGAGUUCAUAGAGCCAGGGAAGGCCCUCAUGAGGGCGGGGGCUCUGGACCCCAUCUGGUCUCUGGUCCCAUCGGCUCUGGGCUGGUCCCUGCAGAGUGGAGGCCAGUGGGCGGCUCUCUAAUCCUGUGCUGGUGAGGCUCUGAGGGUGGGGCCCUGAGCUGGGGGGGACCUCGGCCACCCAGAACCUUCCUUGGCUGCCAACCACAGGGCCUGUACCCCGAUUCCCAGCAAGACUGCCAAGGAGGCCCUGUCCAGACCCUCCCUACCACAAGCGCUCAUCCUGGGGGGUGGGGGGGUGGUUCCCAGGAGACCCACCAGCCUGGGGCAACAGCUCCUAUCCCAUCUGCUUUCCCUGGACCCUCCUGGGGCUGGCAGAGCCUCGGUUUUCCCCAAGUGGGGGCAUCCCCAGCGUUCUGAGCUGGGGUUUUCUUAGGUCACCCCCACCUCCCCAGCAAUCAACGAGACCAGCACAGGGCUCCCCCAUCGUCCUGCCCUCCUCUCCCUGCCCCGCUUGUGGGGGAACAUGGAAGGCCCCUGCCCCCAACUCGCCCGCCCACCCACCCCUCUGUCCAGGGACCGUGGCAUUCAUGAGAACUUGACCUGGGAGGCAGCUUAUCUGAGCCUUAAUAGAGAAAACCGUACCUUGUAGCUUCCUAUUUAAUGUGUUUGUUACCCAGGCUGCGGCUGGCAAUAGUUUCAGGGGACAGGGCCUGCCGACGCUAUCGGGACCCAAAGUGUGACAUCGCUUGGUUUAACACCCUGUGGCUCAGGGACAGGCCUGAGAAUCGGAGCUGCCGCCAGGGGCCUUGGCUCUCCCUUCAGAGCAGGCAGCUGGGAGCAGAGGUCAGUUACGAUCCAGGGGUCCCCAGGGGCACCCCACACAGAGCUGCCAAGGCAGAGUGGUUCUAAGCCUCAGAGGAAGGUUUUGACGGGCUGUGGGGAGACGGACAGCCAGGUGGCAGAUCAGCCCCCGCCCCAGAGAACAGGGCGACGCCCCUGCCUCCUCCCCAGCUGGUGGUGGUGUCCGGGCCGUCCCUGAGAAGCUGGGAGGAGAGGGGCCAUUCUCUUGACUGGGUGAAGCCCCACUGUCCCCCUUCUCCAGGCGACGUGGGACCCCCUGAGCCCUGGAAACCCACCCGGUGUUGGAGGUCUUGUCUCUGAAUCCUUACAGAUGUUCAGAGCCCAGGCACUGACUCGGAACCCUUUUUUUUGGAAGUCAUUUUGCACAAAACUCCAGAAAAACCAAAACAUGUCAGUUGUUUGCUGGUUCCAAAACCGGGGUGACCGCAUGGGCAGGGCAGCCCCGCACGUCCUGAGCACCCCCUCUGUGCCUGGAAGGCCUCGAUUUUCCUGUGGCGUGCCCUCCAGACCCCUUCCUGUCAGCUCCUCCCCGUGUCGCUCCCCCGCCGCUCCUCCCCGCCGAGCUAGUGUGUCGGCCCCGUGACCCCAAGAAGCGUGUGAUCCCCCCCAGACCCCCUAGGACGUAUAUUGUACACACAUAUAAAUACCUGUGUUUUAUGUUGAUAUAGAUAUAUACUGUAAAUAGCAUAUAUACUUGAGCAAUAUAUAUGUUAAUAUAUACCGUGUGAGCGUGCACACGCGUGUGCGUGUAUGUGUGGGCGUGAGGGCCUCCGCCCCGCUGUGUCUGCCGUGCACACAGGCACGUUUUGAGCCACCGUGUAUUUUUAAUUCAAGUAUAUAGGCAAUACGAUGAUCAGAGAAACCGGCUGGCUGCCUCGACCCUACCUUGAGAGAAUCAGACCAGCAACUGAGAACAGAGCCCCCGGGUGGGGGUGAGGGUCCCUACCCCCUCCUCCCCGAGUCUCCUUUGAAAGCUGGGAUCCAGCCCCUCCCUUUAGUUCUGUUUCCAAGGCCCCUGGACACCCCUGUUUUAUUUUGGGGACAGGGCCAUAAAGGGGAAGCGCGUUUGGAAAGGAACAGCCCCUUCGCCAUUGCUCCGUCCAGGUCUGCUCCCCCCCCCAGCACCUCCAUCACCGGAUUUCUUUCACCUGCAAGGUUAGAAGCCACAGGUUCUUUCCUCGGGUCUCCUCCUGGGGACUGGCCCCGGGUAACCGAGAAAGAGAUGGAAGCCCUGGAUGUUGUUUCCUUGAGGGGUUGGUGCAAGGAUUUGGCUCUCCGGGUUACACUGGUGUGUAUCCAACCCACGGGCUGGGAACCCCGCCCUCUGUUUCCCAGCCCUCCCCAUCCUCUUGCCAUGCGGGGAGGCCAGAGCAUCCUCGGUGUCUAUGUGCCCGUGAGCCAGUGGCUUGAUGUCCAGCAGUCUGGGGGAAGAGAAGGUGAUCACCCCACUGGCUGGCUACCCCCAGGGGUCUCCAGACCCACAGGGAGGCGGCCCAAAGGGGCCCUGUUGAGCUGAGACGCUCUUGGCUCGGGCUCACUGAGCAUGGAGCCCCGGAGCCGCCACCAGGGUCCCAGCUGUGUCUCAAGUGUGCGCUGUUCCCUGGUAAGAAACGCUCAAACCGUCUCACCGCCCCAUCACUCCUCACCUGCCUCAUCCGUGAACACGGUGAGAGGUUAAGGUAGGGAGGGUGAGGGAGAUGGGGAGCCGAGACCCCCCACUUUGCCCCCACCCCCUGUUAAUGAAAAUCUGCCUCUUUGGUUCAACACUCAACUUGGGCUCCCCUGGCUCCUAAGAAACCCCUUUCCACCUCAGCCCCAGUCCUGGCCCAGCAGAGACUCAGCAGUGCCCACUCGACACCCCCUCUCUCCACGAGGGUCUCCAAAGCCCCCUAGGAGCUGGUGCCCUCCCCACUGCCCUCCACCCAGAACACCCAUCCAAGCAGGAGAGGCUCACAGCCCUCCCUUCCCCAGGAUUCAGGGGUCCCAGAACCCCCCAAGCACCAGCAUUCUCCCCCUCCCUUCAGCUCCAGGCCCCAGGCCCCUGGUGGGGAGGGAGGGACCGGGUGACCUGGAGCUGGCCACUGUAACCUCCCCGUUCGGGCAGCGCGGCCUUGGUGACCAGUGUGGUGUGUCCAGAAGAUGCAUGGUCAGUUGGGGCAUGUCCCCUCGGAGGUGACAGAGGAGGAGGCCUCAGAGCUCGGAACAGGAGGCUCCGGGGUGACGGGAAGGGCCAGGCCCCGACCCCAAGCCAAGGGCACCGUUUGCCUGAUGAUUGAAGAUGAACCUGCCCACCCACCACCAGCGCCUUCCGGCCACAGUUCCCAGCCACCCUCGGCCACCUUUCUGAGUCCCUGGAUCAGGAUGUGGGCACAACCAGGGCCCGUCCCAGCCCCAGCUAAGAGUGGGGACCUUGGGGACCUUCCGGGUGGUGGCUGACGAAGGUGUAUGGCCACUUCCCUGAGUGAAAAUGGUAGGGGCGUAGAAAGGAAGUGCCGCCAGUGUGUCUGCCCAGCCAGGGCCGGGGAGUCGUCAGCCCGCCACUGUCAUGGCCGCCAUGGAGUGGAGUCAGCUGUUGACUUGGAAGACAGAGCUUGGGGGAGGACAGUGGGGUCUCCCAACAGUGGAAAGACAGGGGCUUUGGCUUUUCAGGUUUCCUGGAUGCUGUGCUGAGGCAAGGGUGAGGCCUGGAGUGGGCAGUAGGCUCUAUUCAGAGAGGCUGCCUGGGAGGGGCGUGACCAAGAUGGCGCCUGUUGGUUGACCAAGAUGGCGGACGGUGGUCAGCCCAGCAGAGGGCAGGCUUGGGAACUUGUGAGGGGAGUUGAGCCCUGGUAUAGCUAGAUAGCUUUUCUUACACUCCAGUUUCUUUUCCUUUCUUUCAUUUUUCAAAUUAGAGGCAGCAAAAGGAUUCUUUUCCAUAGACCAAGGGAGAAAGCUGUCGGGUGGGCUAUGGCCUUCAGCUUUGAAACCCAAACCCUCCGGGAAAGCCUGUUUUCUUGGGAGGGGAGGAUGGAAGCUGUGGGCUGAGGCAGCCUCUGCCCUUGGAGCUGAAGGCCCCAGAGUGGCCUGUGAUGGAGGUGGAAGCCUGUGGCCUGGCCUGUGGCUUCCGUGGGCAGCCUGGAGGUGAGGGGGCUUGUGGCUCUUGGUUCUCGGUCGGGCAGGCUGUGAGAGUGAGAAGUGUUGGGAGUCAGAGCAGUGUUGUGGGCACACGUGUGUAAAUGUGCAUGUGAGUGUGAACGUGUGCUGUGUCAACACUGGUGCAUAUGGGAGCACACACCUGCAGAGCCCAAAUUUGAGCAAAAGGACUGACUCGUUCAGUAUUUCAAGGCCUCAGUAUAUUCUUACUGUGGGACACAUGCAGAACUGAAGGGGUGGGGAUGGCAGGCCUUGAACUCCCCUUGACUUUGUUAAAACCGCUCUGGGGAGGGGGGCGGGCUUCCCCGGUGGCCCAGACGGCAGUGUGACUGCAGCACGGGAGACCCGGGUUCGAUCCCAGGGUUGGGCAGGUUCCCUGGAGGAGGAAAUGGCAACCCACUCCAGUGUUCUUGCCUGGAGAACUCCAUGGACAGAGAAGCCUGGCAGGCUACAGUCCAUGGGGUGGCCAACAGUCGGACACGACUGAACUACUAACACUGGGGAGAGGUCAGAGGUGUCCCCAUGGGGCCCUGCUCCAUGCAGAGGCCCGGUGGUCCAUGCAGCCAGCCCCAAGGGCUAGAUCUGCCCAGCAGACUCCUCAGAAGCAGCCAGCCCUGAAGACAGUAUUUACAAGGAGAGGUUCUGGGGGCCAGUGCCCUCUUGCCUAUUGGGGCUCAUCCACAGAGAGCGUCCAUCCAACAAGGCCAGAGUGGGGGGCAAGGAGCUUGUGGAAAACAGGCCAAAUUCAGGUCCCAGGGCAGAGGCUAAGCCUAGUGCAUCUUCCUGUCCACUGCUUCAGCUUAUCUUGUUCAGAAAAUGGUCCAGGGAGAGCUGGGCAGCACUGGCUCCAAAACUGGAGGUGGAGUGGAGGGGCUAACGGCAAACAAAACCCCAAGUCCUCCUCCUGCUCUUUGCCAAAACCAUUUCCGUUAUCCCAAGACGGGGGUGAGUGGAUGUUGGCUGCACAGCGGGGUUCAGAGAGGCCUCUGCCCUGCCCGGGGCCUUGCCUUGGGGGUCUGGCACACCCCGGGUCACCAGCAGUACCAGUGGCACUUAGAUCUAUCUGUCCCACGUUCUGGGCGCGGGGAGAACAGAGCAGCCCUGCCCAGGGCCCUCACGCUUUCUUUCUUUCUUGAAGAAACACAAAACCCUCGAGAUUCAUGUACUGUAUGACGGAGAGGAAAAAAGUACCUAAUGUUCCCCCCAAAAAGACAGUAUAUUUUGUACUUUGUAAAGUGUUCAUUAAAACGGAAGAAAAAACAAA